AUGGCAGAUCCCACAAGCUCUGUGCAGUCUGUCCGCUCGGGAGUCAAAGCCAUCUCCCACGGCAGGUUCACCAUCAGUACCCAGAUUAGCAAUGAGGAAGACACCACGAACAUCUACUGCCAACCUGAUCUCACCUACGGCAGCCUUAGCUCCAACAACCUGACCCAAAACAGCGCUUUUUAUCUGAGGACGUUCGGCUACAACACUCUGGAUGUAGUGCCCAGCCACGAGUAUUAUGCCAACACCCAGAUAGCGGGAGAAGGAAAGAAAAACAGACCAACCCUUGCCGACCUCCACAGCUACAUGAUGGAUACAGAACAACAUUCCCCUCCUUCGUAUGAAAGUAGAACCCAUGAUGAACUUGGCAAAGGAGAGGGACAAAUGAACGAUGACAAGGUUCCAGUAGAGCCUGUCCGGUUUGGUUGGAUAAAAGGUGUCAUGGUUCGAUGUAUGCUGAAUAUAUGGGGCGUUAUUCUGUAUUUACGGUUAUCAUGGAUUACUGCACAGGCUGGAAUAGCUUUGACGUGGUUAAUCAUCAUCAUGUCUGUAGUCCUAACCAGCAUAACAGGUUUAUCCAUAUCAGCAAUAUCUACUAACGGCAAAGUCAAGUCAGGUGGUACAUAUUUCCUCAUCUCCAGGAGCCUUGGGCCAGAGCUUGGAGGUUCCAUUGGUCUCAUUUUUGCUUUUGCAAAUGCAGUGGCGGUUUCUAUGCAUACUGUAGGAUUCGCUGAGACUGUCAGAGAUCUCCUCAUUGAGCACAGUGCAACAAUAGUGGACCCCACAAAUGAUAUCCGGAUUAUUGGAGUCCUAACGGUCACAGUGCUACUUGGGAUUUCUCUGGCAGGGAUGGAAUGGGAAGCGAAGGCACAAGUUGGCUUCUUCUUUGUGAUUGUUGUGUCCCUUGCCAAUUAUAUUGUGGGGACAAUUAUCCCACCAUCAAAGGAGAAACAGGCCCAAGGCUUCUUCAGUUACCGAGGUGAUAUAUUUACCCAAAACUUCUUGCCCAACUGGCGAGGAGAGGAUGCAUCUUUCUUUGGCAUGUUUUCCAUUUUCUUCCCCUCUGCAACUGGAAUCCUGGCAGGUGCCAACAUCUCUGGUGACUUGAAGGAUCCUGCUGUAUCCAUUCCCAAGGGAACAUUGUCGGCAAUAUUUUGGACAGCACUUUCCUACUUCAUAAUUUCUGCCACCAUUGGGUCUUGCGUGAUACUUGAUGCAUCCGGGAGUGUGAAUGACACCAUUUCAUUGGGGUCAAUGGGAUGUGAAGGUAUUGCCUGUGGCUACGGAUGGAACUUCACUGAAUGUACACAGACUGGUACUUGUAAAUAUGGACUCAUUAACAACUACCAGACCAUAAGUCUGGUGUCUGGCUAUGCACCGUUGAUCACGGCCGGGAUCUUUGGAGCUACUCUAUCUUCGGCUCUUGCCUGUCUUGUGUCUGCACCCAAAGUCUUCCAGUGUCUAUGCAAGGACAACCUUUACCCUGGCAUUGCUUUCCUUGGAAAAGGCUUUGGGAAGAACAAUGAGCCCUUCUACAGUUACCUCCUCACCUACUUUAUUGCUGUUAGCUUCAUUCUUAUUGCGGAAUUGAACACAAUAGCUCCAAUCAUCUCCAACUUCUUCCUGUGCUCCUAUGCUCUCAUCAACUUUAGCUGCUUCCAUGCUUCCAUUACCAACUCCCCAGGGUGGAGACCUUCGUUCACAUAUUAUAACAAGUGGGCUUCCCUCUUUGGUGCAGUUGCUUCGUUAGCCAUCAUGUUCUUACUAACGUGGUGGGCAGCUCUCAUUGCUAUUGGAAUAGUUGUUUUCCUGCUGGCAUAUGCACUGUACAAAAAGCCUGCUGUAAAUUGGGGAUCUUCCGUUCAAGCUGGCUCCUAUAACAUGGCCCUGUACUACUCUUUGGGCCUAAAUGAAGUGGACAAUCAUAUUAAAAAUUACAGGCCUCAGUGUUUGGUUCUUACUGGUCCUCCAAACUUCCGUCCAGCACUGGUGGAUUUUGUUGGGACUGUUACCAAAAACCACAGCCUGAUGGUGUGCGGUAAUGUGCUGAUCGGUCAUCAAAAAGAAAAGUUGCCUGAAGUCACCUGUAAUGGACACAUCAAGUGGAUGGCCAAGAGAAAGAUCAGGUCCUUUUAUACAGCAGUGGGUGCAGACAACAUACGGACUGGAUCACAAAUGCUAAUGCAGGCUGUCGGUCUGGGCAGGAUGAAGCCCAAUGUUCUCGUGAUGGGAUUUAAAAGCAAUUGGCAAUCUGAUCAUCCGCAGAAUUUGGAAAACUACACUGGCAUUAUCUACGACUCAUUCGACUUGAAUUAUGGUGUGUGCGUGACGAGAAUGAAGCAAGGCCUGGACAUCACACGAAUGACCCAGACUUGUGUAGACACCAGCGCUGUGUUUGUUGAACAGCAGGCCAGUACCAUUUUCCAGUUGGAACAAGGCAAAAAAAACAUAGACAUCUACUGGCUGUUUGAUGACGGAGGUCUCACCCUCUUACUUCCGUAUCUGCUCACUCGCAAGAAGAGGUGGCGCCAGUGUACGGUUCGCGUGUUUGUGGGCGGUCAGAUCAGUCGCAUGGACGAGGAAAGAAAGGCGAUGAUUAAUCUCUUAAACAAAUUCCGUCUUGGUUUCCAUGAGGUCCAUGUUCUGCCAGACAUCAACCAGAAGCCACGUCCUGAACAAGUGAAGAGGUUUGAGGAUCUGGUUGCUCCUUACAGAUUGAAUGAUGGGUUCAAGGACGAAGCCAUUGUUAAUGAGCUAAGGAAGGACUGUCCUUGGAAGAUCUCAGAUGAGGAGAUUAAGAAAAACAAUACAAAAUCACUCCGACAAGUGAAACUGAAUGAGAUCUUGCUGGACUACUCCCGCGAUGCUGCACUCGUGGUGGUUACCAUGCCUAUCGCAAGAAGGAUUCAAAGCCCUAGCGCACUGUACCUGGCAUGGCUGGAGACAAUUACACAGGAUCUACGUCCCCCUGUCCUAUUAGUCCGAGGAAACCAGCAAAACGUCUUGACAUUCUACUGUCAAUAACACUUACUCACUUUAGCACACUCUUGAAUACCCUAUCAAAUAGUUGGCACAACAAAUUUGAAUGUAUAGGAGGGAACUGCAGAUGCUGGUUUAAACGGAAGAUGGACACAACAAACUGGAGUAACUCAACGAGUUAGACAUCAUCACUGGAGAAAAGGAAUAGGUGACAUUUCGGGUUAAGACCCAAAUUCAGUCUGAAUACAGUCUGAGGAUGGGUCUUGACCCAAGAGGUCACCUACAGUAUUCCUUUUGCCCAGAGACUUGCUGAGUUACUUCAGCUUUUUGUGUCUAUCUUCAUCUUAAAUUUGAAUGUAUGAUGAAAAUGAACCUGUGAAACUACACUUCUUUAUACUGUGAUUUUAAGAACUAGAAUGCAAACAACAGUGAGCUGAGAGUAAAGAGACCAGCAUGAAAGAACAGACGUUGAUAACAGAGCAUGAUUUUAUGAAGGCAUUCAUUUGUAAUAUAUAUAGUAGAAUCUCUAAUUAAAGUAAUUCUAAUAUAGUCAAUGAAUAUUGUCCAUCCUAUUAAAUCAAUAGUAUUGCUAAUUCUUGGAGGAAAUUAAAUUAAAACAUGUGGCUAUUCUAUGGAUGUUUUGAUUAAAACACGCCAUCAUAUCUGUUCAUCAUCUGCAUGAUGGGUCGGGCCCUCCAACUGGAGUCACCACCUCCAACCUGCACGCAACAGGGCCUGGAUAUGCACUGCCGAUCUCGCUGGCCCUGUGUCAAGUAGGGAGGUUUAUUUUGUGACCCUAACCCUAUAACAGGCUUUGUUGGCAGAGCUGGCAGAGGAUGUGGAGAGGCUGUGAGGAGAGUGAGUGCAGAUUUGUCCCAUCUCCGCUGUCAAGCACUUUUAAUCUUUACAUUUCACCCUGCUUGCUUGGGCGUUUCAAAUCUUUCAAAGUGAAGUAAAUUAUGGGAAA
This is a messenger RNA of Amblyraja radiata (thorny skate), 3943 nucleotides long. RefSeq names its product solute carrier family 12 member 3 (gene slc12a3). Gene Ontology annotation, cellular component: apical plasma membrane. Lineage: Eukaryota; Metazoa; Chordata; Chondrichthyes; Rajiformes; Rajidae. The record is from RefSeq and is a predicted model, not a curated record. Gene Ontology annotation, molecular function: sodium:potassium:chloride symporter activity. Gene Ontology annotation, biological process: chloride ion homeostasis; potassium ion import across plasma membrane; sodium ion transmembrane transport. The transcript has 25 exons. Bases 1 to 3021 code for a protein of 1006 amino acids.